AGAACGAGUUCCACCCGCUGGACAUGGUCGAGUGUCUCCUCCCCAUUCUCGAGUGGAUGAAGCAGACCGACCUCUACGCCCAGUUCCUCCCGCAGCUCCGCGCGAUGAUUCUGAUCCGCUCUCUGCGCCAGUUGGAGAGCGUCUACUCCGUGAUCAAGCUGGAGAACUACGACAAGCUGAUCUCCGACCUCUCCUUCGACCGCCACGAAGCCGAGCGCAUCAUCUCCGAGGCCAGCUCCUCGAAGCAGCUGCACGUCCGCGUGGACUACGCCAACCACUGCGUCUACUUCAGACCGCAUCUCGCGGAGCGCGAAGUGCUCUCGAGCUAUCUGCUCAAGCUGUCCUGCAGUUUGUCCCUGGCGAUGGCCAAGGUGCAGUCCGGCAGCGGCAUGAUCGAGGACCGCGAAGAAGAGCUCUACCAGCGCGCGGAGACGGCGCGCGACGUGAAGGAGGCCAUCAACCAGGCGAUGAUCGAGCGCUACUCCGUGAUCGAGCAGAAGAAGAAGGAGAGCGAGCGCGUGGAGCUGGACCGCAACCUCUCCGAGACCGAGCGAAUGCGCCGCGUGAACGCGGAGCGCGAAGAGAAGGAGCGCGCCCGUCUGAAGGAGGAAGAAGACCGGCGCAAGCGCAUGGCCAACGAGAAGCUGCAGCGCCAGAACGAAGAGAAGGAGCGCCAGGCGAUCAUCGCGAAGCUGGGCGAGCUGCUCGGCCCCAAGCUGGACGUCUCCAUGGUCUCCAAGAUGAACCGCGACCAGCUGCAGAACUACGCCAGCGAAGUCCAGCGCCGAUUAAAGAAGGAGCGCGAAGAGAAGGUGGCGCGCGAGUCGGAGCAGCAGCUCUUCUUCUCGCGCGCGCUGCGCGAGGUGGCGCUGCCGGCCACGCUGGAGUUCUUCGACACGCUGCGCCAGCGCGAUGAGGCCUACUGGACCGGCUUCUUCGAGAAGGACUACCAGCAGAAGAAGGAGCGCCAGGAGCGGAUGCAGCAGCUCCAUCCCGUCUCCACCAAGCUCGCCGCCGUCCUGCCCAUCUUCGAGCGGAACAUUGUUUCGCGCAGAGCCGCGGGACUGGAGAGCGUCCUCGAGGAGCGGUUCCAGAAGGCGGAGGAGGAGAGGCGUGCGGAGGAGGCGCGUCGUCGCGCAGAAGAGGAGGAACGCCUUCGCAUCGAGGAAGAGGCGCGUCGUCGCGCAGAGGAAGAGGCGCGUCGCCGCGAGGAGGAAGAGAAGAAGCGCGCGGAGGAGGAGGCGGAGCAGAAGCGUCUGGCCGAAGAGAAGAGACAGGCUUCGAACGAACGUCUCGCCAAAAUGAAGAUGAACGCUGCCUCCAGCAUCCCCAUGCGCAGACGCCGCGGACCUCCCUCGGCGGCCAGCUCCGCUACCGCUGCAACGGGUGCCACGGGUGCCACGGGUGCAACUGCAACGGCUACGACGGCUACGACGGCGGCCACGGGUGCAACUACGACGGCUGCCUCUUCCACAUCUUCCGGCUCUGCUGCUCCAUCCGUCCCUCUUACGAGAACAUAUCGCAUGCCGCCUCCAGUGAGUCCGAAGAAGGAGCAGGAAGAGGACGAAUGGAUUACCGUGGGGGAGAAGCCCAAGUAUGUGCCAAGAGGAGCUCGAAGAGGGUGAAUGGAUUGUGGCGGGAGAGAAGCCCAAGUAUGUGCCAAGAGGAGUUAGAAGGGAACGUGGGCAAGAGAGAGAAAGUAGAAGGUGAAA
This is a messenger RNA of Blastocystis hominis, 1712 nucleotides long. RefSeq lists its product as hypothetical. The transcript has 2 exons. Gene Ontology annotation, molecular function: mRNA binding; translation initiation factor activity. The coding region runs from base 105 to 1625 and encodes 506 amino acids. Gene Ontology annotation, biological process: translation reinitiation; formation of cytoplasmic translation initiation complex. Gene Ontology annotation, cellular component: multi-eIF complex; eukaryotic translation initiation factor 3 complex, eIF3e; eukaryotic translation initiation factor 3 complex, eIF3m. NCBI's taxonomy places the organism in Eukaryota, Bigyra, Opalinata, Blastocystidae. The record is from RefSeq and is a predicted model, not a curated record.